GUGAAACAUACCGCGCAUCUAUAGGGGGGGUUUGCUUAGGAGGCGGACCUAACGCGACCCCCACAGUUGAGAUUCAGAUGGUUUUACAAUGCCGACCAUUUCUCUGAAGCGCAUUCAAUAGCUGCUGGUCCACUGAGCGACGUUCCCAAUGUGCUUACAAACCCACGAUUGCACAUCUUUUAUCACGUUUCUUGAGAAAGGGGAAGAGAAAAGACGCACUGGGAAGAAGAUUCUGAACAUCACAUUUUAUUCCCACUCAUCAGUGGAAUUAUCUCAAAAGCUUCGUGACAAGAACAAUUGUUAAGCCUGUGAGACAGGAAGAGUCAGAAGAACGAGAUAUUCAAUACAUUGAGUGACAACAACAUUUCAUCUUCAAAAAUCACAAACAAGACAAAAGAGAGUCCAUUACACUUUGGAUGAUGGAUUCUUCUCAGUCAGAGAUGAACAUCUUAUCCAAUGGGAAAAGUCAUGACCUCGGAGAUGACUUGGGUGUGCCGAUGAAGACGUUUCCAGAGGAAGACCAAAAUGGCACUCAAACAGUCAGAUUUGAUGAUCCUGAGGGAGGACUGGAGAAUGAAGAAUUUCUGCCCACUGCAGAUGGAAAGAAACCUAUACACUUCACAGAUUUUGAAGGAAAGACCUCCUUUGGGAUGUCUGUCUUCAACCUGGGUAAUGCUAUUAUGGGCAGUGGAAUCCUGGGAUUGGCUUAUGCAAUGGCCAACACUGGCAUACUUCUAUUCUGGUUUCUUCUAACUGCAGUUGCAGCCUUGUCAUCUUACUCCAUUCAUCUGCUGCUCAAAUCCUCAGGCAUUGUGGGGAUUCGAGCUUAUGAACAGCUGGGGUACAGGGCCUUUGGUACACCAGGAAAAAUGGCUGCUGGUAUAGCAAUCACCCUGCAGAACAUUGGAGCUAUGUCCAGCUACCUGUACAUUGUCAAAUCGGAGUUACCGCUGGUAAUCCAAGCUUUCCUGAAGGCCGAACCCAACUCUGAUCUGUGGUACACGAAUGGAAACUACCUGGUCAUCAUGGUCUCUGCCAGUAUCAUCCUGCCCCUGGCUCUAAUGAAACAGCUCGGUUACCUCGGCUACACCAGUGGGUUUUCUCUCAGCUGCAUGGUGUUUUUUCUCAGCGCAGUUAUCUAUAAGAAGUUUCAGAUUCCCUGUCCAUUCGAGGAGUACUCUUCCAACAGUACUGCUGCCCUCCACAGUCUGAAUGUCUCCAGCCAUGGCCACGACGAGUACAACAACGGCCUAGUUCACGAGGAAGACGACUGCUACCCACGCUUGUUCACCAUCAACUCACAGACCGCAUAUACAAUUCCCAUCCUAGCCUUCGCCUUCGUCUGCCACCCUGAGGUGCUCCCCAUCUAUACCGAGCUGCGCAAUCCAACAAAGAAGAAGAUGCAGAAGGUGUCCAACCUCUCCAUCCUUGUCAUGUACACCAUGUACUUCCUGGCUGCUCUCUUUGGGUACCUGACAUUCAAAGGCAGGGUGGAGCCUGAGCUGCUGCACACUUACAGCAGGAUUGACCCUUACGACACUCUGAUCCUGUGUGUGCGAGUGGCCGUCCUCACAGCUGUAACACUGACCGUCCCCAUUGUGUUGUUCCCUGUACGUAGAGCUAUCCAGCAUAUGAUUUUCCCAACCAAGUCAUUCAACUGGCUGCGUCACAUCGCCAUCGCUCUCAUUCUGCUCACUUUCAUCAACAUGCUGGUGAUUUUCGCUCCCAACAUCCUGGGAAUCUUUGGCAUCAUUGGUGCCACAUCUGCUCCCUGCCUCAUCUUCAUCUUCCCCGCUGUCUUUUACAUCCGCAUCGUUCCCAAAGAGGACGAACCCAUGAACUCUACCCCGAAGAUACUGGCUGCGUGUUUUGCUGCUCUGGGCGUCUCCUUCAUGGUGAUGAGUCUGAGCUUCAUCAUCAUUGACUGGUCUUCAGGGUCCGGCAUGGCUGCCGGAGGCCACUAGAUGCUGCUACAGUGUGUGUGUGUGUGUGGGUGUGUGUGUGUGUGUACGAGUGAGAGAGAUAUGAAAGGGGGUGGGGGGGGGGGGGGUGUUGUAGAAUGUAGAAUAAUGCUUAUUGUAUAGGGAGCAUUAUCACCUGAGUGGUACACACUACAGGGCGUCUCAGCAUGGAAUGUUGGGAUUGCAUUUAUACUGUUCACGUUAAUUAACUUUUUGACUGGAUUGUAACACAUAUCCGAAACAAAAUCCUGUAAUACCAAUGUUCUAUAAUUGAAUUAUUAUAUGGCAAUGCAAUUAAGAUGAAUAAUCAGGACUGAACAGGGUCUUUUUUAAUUCCCUUCUACUGGAGCAACAACAGCCAUCCAUGAUGGUGAAACAGUCCUGUUGCUCUUUAUUUACACACACAAACAGCUGCAGCUGGAACUGUACAGAAGAAAAAGGCAUGAUUGUCUUUUACAGGAAGGCAUCAACAUGAAUAUGGAUACAAAGGUAAAAUAACUUGAGUUAUUUUUACACACAUAGUAUUUUUCAUAAGACGCACAAAUAGUACAGUCAGAUGAUUACAUUUCUAUCCAGCAGCCUCUAAAAUGUUCAUCAUAUCAGACUUUAGAGUACAGGUGACAUUUAACCUUGUGGUCUAUCCACUGCCUGAGUAGUUAUGAAGUUGUAUUCUACAGAGGAAGCAUUUGUUUUGCUGAUCUGCUAGUUCACUUCAGAAACCCUGGUGCCUUUCAGCAUUUGGAACAGCACACAAACAUACAAUAAAAGGGAGGAGUGUAUAUUUAUUUAGCUACUAUAUCUGUGUUUUUAAUUCAAAUGAGCUUUAUUUAACUGUGUUAUCUGAGGAAGUAAAUGAUCUUAGCAUGUCGAGUUUGAUAUCAGUUUUUAGUUUCACUUACAGCACACAGGAAGGAAAGUUUAUAAUAAUAUUUGUAGUGCUUGAUAAAAUAAAUUGUAAUUUUAGCACAUGUAUGCCACACUGUGACUGUGAAUAUUAACCAUGUGCAGAUUAAUAUGACCAAGACCAUUUCCCUUUGAGCCUAGCUAAAUAAUCUCUUAAAUACUUGAUUACCUCUUUAAAGUAUCAAAACACAACAUUGAACAAAUUAAGAAAUCACGUUUCCCCACACUGUAUGAUAGAAUGUAAUACUACAUCUUUAUAUUUAAACUAUGCUCUUCAAGUCUACUCUUGUACAACAUUUUGGAAAACUACCACAUCCACUUUUUAACCCAGAGUUAGUGGAGAAGAUUGAGACCACACUCAUAUAUGUUAUCUUCAACUACAGUCAGCAGGCAGUUAGCGUAGCUUAGCAUAAAGACUGGGAGCAGGGCGAAACUGCUAGCUACACUCUGUAUAGUU
Molecule: messenger RNA, 3321 nt
Organism: Labrus mixtus (cuckoo wrasse)
Lineage: Eukaryota; Metazoa; Chordata; Actinopteri; Labriformes; Labridae
Gene: slc38a3b
Product: solute carrier family 38 member 3b
Exons: 18
Coding region: 417-1964 (515 amino acids)
Biological process (GO): L-glutamine transport; asparagine transport; histidine transport
Molecular function (GO): L-glutamine transmembrane transporter activity; L-histidine transmembrane transporter activity; L-asparagine transmembrane transporter activity
Source: RefSeq, a predicted model, not a curated record